ACAUAUGUAUACACACCCGCAAUUAUUUCUAUUUCCAUGGUGGCAUGGCAUGUGUUUGCUCACGCCACGUGUCCGUCCCCUACAGGAACCGGUCAGCUGCCGCCUCCGGAGCAACCCAUCAUCUCUGCUGCUUCCAAUUCCACCAUUUCAGGGACACCAAGAGAUCACAAAUCAAAGUGCUCGAACGGCGUCGUCUUAGGUCAGUUGUCAGUUUGGUGUCUUCAAGACCCUUUUCCGUUUCACAUGGUUCGGACUCUCCUCAGUUCCAUGACUCAUCGAACUCGCCUUGGAUUGGCCCACUUCCUGGGGAUAUUGCAGAAGUUGAGGCUUACUGCAGAAUCUUUAGAGCCGCUGAACAACUUCAUAAUGCAUUAAUGGACACAUUUUGCAAUCCAUUGACCGGAAGGUGCAGUGUUUCAUAUGAUGGCGUGUCAGAUGAUAAUCCAUUAUUGGAAGACAAAUUAGUGUCCGUUCUUGGUUGCAUGAUAUGUCUCCUGAACAAAGGAAAAGAGGAUGUUAUUUCGGGAAGAUCUUCCAUUAUGAAUGCAUUUCACGACGUUUCAGAUGUUAAUGUAAUGGAGGACAGGCUUCCGCCCCUUGCCCUUUUUAGGGGCGAGAUGAAAAGGUAUUGUGAGAGCUUACAUGUUGCUCUCGAAAACUAUUUGAUGCUUGAUGAUAUUCGAAGCUUGGAGGUAUGGAGUAAAUUGCAGAGGCUGAAGAAUGUUUGCUAUGAUUCUGGCUUUCCCCGCAGGGAUGGUUAUCCGUGUCAUACAUUGUUUGCAAACUGGAAUCCUGUUUAUUUGUCUACCUCAAAAGAUGACAAGGAAUCUACAGAUUCCGAAAUUGCUUUUUGGAAGGGUGGCCAGGUAACAGAAGAAGGUCUGGGGUGGCUAAUGGAGAAAGGAUUUAAAACGAUCGUAGACCUCAGAGGAGAGAUUGUGAAGGAUAAUUUCUAUCAAGCAGCAUUAGAUGGUGCCAAUUUGUCGAGGAAAGUUGAACUGGUCAAACUUCCGGUUGAAGUUGGCGCUGUGCCCUCAAUGGAGCAGGUCCAGAAAUUUGCAGCAUUAGUGUUGGAUUCAACCAAAAAGCCCAUAUAUCUGCAUAGUAAGGAAGGAGUGAAAAGAACUUCUGCUAUGGUGUCUAGAUGGAGGCUGUACAUGGCUCGCCAUGCAUUGCAGUCUGUCUCCAAUCACACAGCCACUCCGGUUGACAUUAUACCACGAGAUACAAGACGAAUGGUAGAAUUUGACAUCUCAUCAAACUUAAAAGAAGGUACAGAGAAAGUGGGUAAGACUCAUAGUUCCGCUCUAGAGUUUACCAAACAAGCCUAUCCGGUCUUAGAAAAUAAAGAUCAGAACAGCAAUGGGACCUUUGACGGCGUUGUCUCUCAUCAAGAAAUCAAAUUAAUAGAAACACUUGCCGAUAAUGAAGUAGGAUCUCUAAUGGAGUUCUGCAAUGAAGUGAACCCUCUCGAGUCCCAGCUACCUCCUUGCAAUGUUUUCUCCAGAAAACAGAUGUCCGGGUUCUUCCGAAAUAAGAAGAUUUCACCUCCCACUUACUUUAAUUAUGAGCGGAAAAGAUUGGAGACAUUAUCUGAUUCGAGAAAUAAUUAUAAUGGGACAAUUCUGCAGAGUGAAGUCAUUGAGACCAGUCCCGAAUCAAGGCAUAUGGAAGCGGGGAGUUCAAAUGGAUCACUGAGCACUAAGAAGUCUUCAAAGCCUCAGAGUCGUCCAUUUAGUAAUGGGACAUAUCUAGGUCGUAAUGGUUAUGUUUCCUCUGCUCUCUCUUUGAAUGGAUCCGGUAAAAGGGAAAGUCAUACCAUUAGUGAAAUAGAUGAGCUUCAGAGUGUAAGAAAGGAAUUAAAUAAACAUGUUGUGUCUACAACCGUCAGAGAGGAGAAGAGGAGCAACACUGAAGACUCCACAACUUCGGGUGACGACGAGUUGGGGAUGAUUGAAGGAAAUAUGUGUGCUUCCACAACCGGUGUCGUGAGGGUGCAGUCAAGAAAGAAAGCAGAGAUGUUCUUAGUUCGGACAGAUGGAUUUUCCUGCACCAGAGAAAAGGUAACAGAAUCUUCACUGGCUUUCUCGCAUCCUAGCACCCAGCAGCAGAUGCUUAUGUGGAAAUCUACACCAAAAACUGUAUUAUUGUUGAAGAAAUUGGGCCAAGAACUCUUGGAAGAAGCUAAAGAGAUUGCCUCUUUCUUGUAUCGCCAAGAGAAAAUGAUUGUUCUUGUUGAACCUGAUGUACAUGACUUAUUAGCAAGAAUCCCAGGUUUUGGGUUUGUUCAAACCUUCUACAGUCAGGAUACCAGUGAUCUUCAUGAGAGGGUUGAUUUUGUCGCCUGCUUGGGAGGAGACGGGGUUAUACUUCAUGCCUCAAAUAUAUUUAGAGGUGCUGUUCCCCCUGUUGUAUCAUUUAAUCUUGGAUCCCUUGGAUUUCUCACUUCUCAUUCCUUUAAAGACUAUAGGCAAGACUUGAGAGAAGUCAUCCAUGGGAACAACACACUGGAUGGUGUUUAUAUAACUCUUAGAAUGCGUCUUCGGUGUGAAAUUUUUCGAAAUGGAAAGGCUAUGACCGGGAAAGUAUUUGAUGUUCUAAAUGAGAUCGUGGUUGACCGAGGUUCUAAUCCGUACCUCUCCAAAAUUGAAUGUUAUGAACAUGACCGCCUUAUAACUAAGGUUCAAGGAGAUGGAGUCAUAGUUGCCACGCCUACUGGAAGUACAGCUUACUCUACAGCUGCCGGAGGUUCCAUGGUGCAUCCAAACGUUCCUUGCAUGCUUUUUACACCAAUCUGCCCGCACUCCCUCUCAUUCAGACCUGUCAUUCUUCCAGAUUCUGCACGACUUGAAUUAAAGAUCCCGGAGGAUGGACGGAGUAACGCAUGGGUGUCGUUUGAUGGGAAGAGAAGACAACAACUCCUAAGAGGAGAUUCCGUCCGUAUAUCUAUGAGCGAGCAUCCACUUCCCACAGUCAAUAAGUCUGACCAAACGGGCGAUUGGUUCCAUAGCUUGGUUCGUUGCCUUAAUUGGAACGAGAGGGUAGAUCAGAAGGCCCUUUGAAGCCUCUAAGAACGAGUUUCAUACUGGUCUGAGAUUCGUGUAAAUUACUGUACAUAUCAUCAGUUACAAAAGAAUUACAGAUGAUCCAGCUUAGAGAGAGUUAUUAUCAGUUACAAAAGAAUUACAGAUGAUCCAGCUUAGAGAGAGUAUAUUUUUCUUGCUCCACAUUGGCUCCCAUAUAUUAAAGUAGGGUCUGCCAUUUUUUUUUUUUUUUUUUAUCCCUCUUUAUUCUUCAAUUUUCUCAUAUUUCAAAAUUUGGUAAGAAAUAUUUAAACUAUAUUACAAUACGACACCAUUUUGUAAUAUAGUUUAAAUAAACUGUCAAUUCUGUUAUUGCCAUGUGGGUUUGUAUAAACAGUAUUUUGAUUUAGCAGCAGUUUUUGUAUAAUAAACAAUAUUUUGCUCAA
This is a messenger RNA of Cornus florida, 3469 nucleotides long. RefSeq names its product NAD kinase 2, chloroplastic-like. Bases 45 to 3062 code for a protein of 1005 amino acids. The transcript has 8 exons. Lineage: Eukaryota; Viridiplantae; Streptophyta; Magnoliopsida; Cornales; Cornaceae. The record is from RefSeq and is a predicted model, not a curated record. Gene Ontology annotation, biological process: NADP+ biosynthetic process; NAD+ metabolic process. Gene Ontology annotation, molecular function: NAD+ kinase activity.